This is a messenger RNA of Zea mays, 1019 nucleotides long. RefSeq lists its product as uncharacterized. The coding region runs from base 166 to 666 and encodes 166 amino acids. The record is from RefSeq and is a predicted model, not a curated record. NCBI's taxonomy places the organism in Eukaryota, Viridiplantae, Streptophyta, Magnoliopsida, Poales, Poaceae. Gene Ontology annotation, cellular component: endoplasmic reticulum. The transcript is spliced from 3 exons.
GUAAAGAAAAAUCUAAAAAGAAGAAAAAAAGAAAAAGCAGAAAAAGUUUCACUUGUUGCUGUCCGCUCCAAACUCCCAUUCACUCCUCGCGCCUCGAGAUCCCAUCCAAAUCCCGAUCAGUCGCCGCCCAAGCCUAGCAGAUCCGCCGGCGAGCGCGCGGGGGCAAUGGGUGUCGUCUCGGCAGCGGCGGACGCGAUUGUCGCGGUUUUCUCCCUCACCAUCGUCGUCGCGGCGCCGCUACUCGACGCGCAGUCCGUCCUCCCGCAUACCCUCUACCCGGCGCCGCUCCUGGAACUCAAGCGCUGGUACGCCGCCGAGUUUGGCGACUACCUCGUGGCCCAGUCCCCCGGCUUCUUCCGUGGCCUUGUUUGCCUCGAGCUCGCCUUCCAAUGGCCGCUCGCCGUCGCCACACUCUACGGCAUCCUCACCCGCCGCCGCUGGGCUGCCACCACCUCCCUCAUGGCCGGCGUUGGCACCCUCACCUCCAUGUCUGCAAUUCUUGGUGAGAUGUUAGGUUCAGGCAAAUCAACACCAAAGUUGCUUCAGAUGUAUGUUCCUUAUGCUGUUUUUGCUGUCAUUGCUAUUCUACGUGGACUUUGCUCAUGCUCUGGACGCACUACUGCUGGUUCAUCACUUGGGCCUUCUGCCCGGAAGAAGAGGGUCUAGAUCAGCAGUGACACUUGGAGAAUUUUCGGUUUGAGACAGUGGCGCCAGAGCACUAAUGCUGGUCAGAAGACGAUUAUCUGGAUCAGGUUUCUAUCCCUGGUAUUUAGCACGGAUGUUGAAAAAUCCAGAUAGUGUUAGUGGCUGUUUCUCUAGGAUUUGGUGUUCGUUUUCCCUGAAAUGUGAUAUUCAUCUUGCCUUUAUUUCCAUUUUACCCUUUGAUUAUAUGUCUUGCUAACUAAGACAUUGUUUUGUUUACUGGAUGAGCUGAUUCAACUCUGGCAUUGUUCUGGCGAAUAAGUUUCAUAAAUCCUUGUCUUGGUAGUCCCAAUUGCAGAAAAUUCUAGGUUUUUUGG